Molecule: messenger RNA, 1566 nt
Organism: Cetraspora pellucida
Lineage: Eukaryota; Fungi; Glomeromycota; Glomeromycetes; Diversisporales; Gigasporaceae
Source: the annotation of a GenBank genome assembly
AUGGCCACCUUAACUGAAGUUAUAUCAUCAUUAGCCCUGAUGAUUGCUCAAAUUCCAAUGUAUAUUGGGCAGGAACCUCCAAUAGAAUAUUAUAACAAAUUUAUGCAAAUAUUUCAAUAUGGCAAUAUAUUAAGUGUUGUGGGAUUAGCUGAAGCAUUCAUACCACCCAAUCUAUUUCAAAAUAACGCAGAUAAUCAAAUAAAUACACCAAUACUUUUUCUUGGUUGGUUAGAGGAUAAAUAUCGAGAAGUAAUGAUAGGAACUAGUCAAGCAUCUAUGAAAGUGCUUAUAAAUGAAAAAUUUUCUCCACUUGAUAUACCAGAUAGCUAUAAGCAAAGAAUUCAUACAUUUACACAUUCUAUUGCAGAUGCUGAUUGUUUAUCUAUACUCUAUAACCACUUAUCAGAAAAUUUAGAACUUCGAGUUAGAAUAACAGCCCCUGCAAUCAAAGACACUUUCUUUACAAAUCUUAGAAAUUGUUGGUUAGAAUCAAAUAGGAGUAGGAAAAAUUUUAUCAAAGAUGAGUUAUAUGCAAGAUUAGGACAUGCAAAUUAUAAUCUCAGAAAAGAGCCUUUUGGUCAAGUUAGAGAGGUUAAUACCAGAGUGAUUACCAGAGCUAGUACUUCAGGUGCUAAAAAAGUAUAUGCCACAAAGAAACCGCAGAAGUUUACUAAAGUUACUUACAAAUGCUCAAAUUGUGGAAAAAUUGGGCAUAGAAAAAAUAAAUGUCCUAAACUCAGUAAGAAACUGAAGAAGGUUAAUUAUAAUUAUCAAUCCAAGCCAGAAAAUUCCGAUCAAGAGGAUGAACCUAUUGAAGGGGAUAUCGCAAAAAAAUAUCAAAAGAUUUUUCAACCCUUUAUUGAAGCUGUUAAUAAAGAAAAUAAUAUGGAUUUUAAGUAUGUACCUCUUCCUGAUAUUUCAGAAAAACUUAGUCAUGCCAGUUUCAUUAAUAAUUCUAUUACAUCUGUCAAAGACACAGAGUAUCAUUCUUUAAAUCAUACUAUUAAAAUUAAUUUUCUCAAUAUAAAAGAACCUAAUGAUGUAGCAACGAUUUCUUGUAAAAUAGGUGACUUAAUAAUACCUCAUGCAAUUCUAGAUACUGGUGCAAAUGAUUCAUUGUUUACAGAUAACAUUCCUGAAUAUUUAGAAAUAAAAAUAGAUACGAAAAAUGUUUACAAACUUACAGGUGUGGUUGGAGAUUCUCAGUCUAUUGGUACAUUAUAUAAUAUUCCUAUAUCUAUAGAUAGUAGAAAUGAUUCUAUAACUGUUUCUGAAAAAGAAAUAUCAGUAAUCCCUACAAAAAAAGAUCGAAAUGGAAAUGAUAUAUCUAUAAUGAUACUUGGUACAAAAUGGCAACAUUAUAUUAGAUGGGAUCCUAUAGUAAAAGGAGAAUUUAUAGCAAUACACAAUGGAAAGACUAUUACAAUUCCUCUUUCUACUUGCAAAGAAUCAUGCAAUGUAUUUAAUACAGAAAAAUUACAGGCAUCAGAGAAAGACUCGAAGAGUCAUGAUUCGGAGAAUCGUCUAAUGACCUGUUUUGCAAUAAAAAAAAUGCGUAAAUUGUGA